GCGCUCUUAUGGCCUCGCAGUUUAGAUCGCUUGCGUUCCCGCUUAGCCGUGUUGAGCGCUCGGGGCCCCCUCUAUAUACGUCAAAACAACCAAUUGAUUUAUACGUACACACAAACAACCAAUAAAAAAAAUGAAAUGUUAAGACGAAACUUUGUUGGACUUCGAGCGAACUUUCUAUGAUGUGACUUCAGUGUUUAGAUAGGUAGACCGGACAUUAUGGGCCAAGCGGCGAGCGUGAAGUCGGCUUUAUGGAUAUCUCUUCUGCAUGGAUGCCUUUUUCUCAUCGCGGAUUCCGGUACAGAAGGCCCUUUAGACGAAACAACAGUGGAUAUAUCAUCAAGGAAGUUCCGAGCGGAGUUCCUCCAGGAAUGGCACAAUACACCAGAUGCUCCGUACUUCGAUCCCAAUACACCGAGGAAUAUAACCGGCCUUGUGGGACACCCAGUUAAACUGCUAUGCCGAGUCAAGAAUUUACAAAACAGAACCGUAUCGUGGGUACGUCACCGUGACAUCCACUUGCUGACAGUGGGUCGCUACACCUAUACUUCGGACCAACGCUUCGAAGCGCAGCACAGGCCCCGGUCCGAGGAGUGGGCACUCAGGAUACGAAGUCCACAGCGCAGGGACUCCGGACAAUACGAAUGCCAGAUUUCCACUACACCGCCCAUUGGUCACGCGGUAUUUCUAAAUAUUGUAGAACCAGAAACAACGAUAUCAAGCGGCGCUGAAUUAUUUAUACAAGCGGGGUCGACUAUCAAUCUUACUUGUACAGUUCGGCAUACGCCCGAACCACCCAUCUCAAUUACGUGGACUCACAGAGACCAGAUAAUUAACUUCGACUCAGCGCGUGGCGGUAUAUCACUAGUGACUGAGAAAGGCCUGAAGAGCACGAGCAGGUUACUAGUUCAAAAAGCCAAAGGUGCCGACGCGGGUGUCUAUACGUGCGCACCGAAUAACGCUCCUCCUGCAUUGAUCAGGGUUCACGUGUUAUCAGGUGAACAUCCUGCAGCCAUGCAGCAAGGCUGUGCAAAAUCCUCCCUUGACUUCAUAGUGUCAAUAAUGUGCACAUCACUAGCGGUGUUUCUAGUGUUUUUUACCGAUCAUUUACAUUUUGGAACGUGAAUAGAAAUAUCUAAAACGUGACGGAGUAUUUUUGAAAUAAUGAAUUAAUCAAUAAAAUUGUUUGAUUGGUUAUACCAAGAAACAUUCUUUAUAUUUACCAAUUUAUGGUAAACAUAAUUAUGCUAUCUCAUAAUACCUUUACAUUCGGAUACCCCGUAAAAUUCUAAUUUAUACUAAUUUAUUUAACUAAGUAGAGCUACAAAAUACCUUAUUGUGUAUUAUUUAAUUAUUCUAACAUUUAUAUCAUUAAUUAAGCGCAAAGUUAAAUUAUUAUAUUUAUUAUACAAUAAACUAAAAGUUAUGACAAUAUAUGCUAUUCACUCACUCUCUAUUAUCUCUUUUGGUCAUUUAUGUCUAUAUUCUUUUAAACUGUCAUUUUAUUGAACAAAAAAAAUAUAUUGUUAUUUAUUGUUUGGUUAAUUGAUGUAUACAUAAUAUUUUAGGUCAAGCAAUGUGUAGCAAAUAAAAUAAAAAAUGUAAAUAAAAUAAAUAAUGUAAAUGAAAUAAAUGAGUGUUCAAUUUAUGUACUGUAAAUAGUAAAUUUAAAUUUUGUCAAUGUAAGUCGACCCAACAGAUAAAAGUUAUUGUCCUAGGUAGAAUACGUCAAUCAAAGAAAUUGUCAGGUAGUACUUUUUUAAAUAAAUUAAAAUACAUUGUAAAAAAGUUUUUGUAUAGGAUGGUUUGAGAUGUAUAAUAUAUGACUUUAUUGUAUAAUUAUAUAAAUUAAUUAAAUUAAUGUAAUUAUGGAUAUAUAUAUAAUACAUUACACCACACAAAUUUUAUAAAGGCAAAAGCUUUUCAGUCUGUUACCUAAACAAAAGUUUAAAAAAAAUGUAAAAUUGAAAGUUUUAAUAAAAAAAAAUCUUUGUUCCCGCCGGUGACCGUUAGUUUUAUGUAUAUUUCACAUUUUUCAUCAUUAUAAUCUUCACAUUUUCUGAGUUUAUAAAAAAGCAUUACCUAUACGAAUAAAAUAAAAAAAAAUUUCUAUAACAUUACCUAUACGAAUAAAAAAAACCAUUUGGUGGAUUAAAAUGAAAUAUUGCUAAAAAUAAUGUUCCGAGUUGAUAUUGUAACCUAUGACAAUGCAAAUAUUUUUGUAUAUUCAGCCAAAUUUUGCAAAAUAUCUUAAACAUCGACAGCUGAUAAUAAAUGGGCGAGAAAAGAAAACGCGUUAACGAACUGAGAUAAACGAAAACCGAUAAAUCACAAUCCAAUUACCACGACUUGAUGUAACGGCGGGAUAAAAAAACUGUUCUCAGUUAAUAUUCGCUUUCCCCUCUACUUAAGAUAUACCGGACUGAAUUUCCUUUCAAUCUCGAAUUUUCCAGACAGUUAAUCAAUAACUAGGAAUCUUGGUAUUAUCUGUAUCGCGAAGUAUAAAUAAAUGGUUUUCUAUUACACGUAGUCAGAAUAAAGAAAAGAAAGAACAAUAUCUUAUAGACAACAGUCCCGUGGCACAGAAAACAUAUGCCCGUGGAAAAAAUUAAUUGGUAAUUUUGACAACCAGCAGGCCAAUUCACUAACUUUGACAUAAGCUAUUUGACAUAUACGAAAUUUCACUCGGUGUCUACUGGUGGAUGUCCUACAGUAGGUAGAUUUUUUUUUAUUCUUUUACAAGUUAGCCCUUGACUACAAUCUCACCUGAUGGUAAGUGAUGAUGCAGUCUAAGAUGGAAGAGGGCUAACUUGUUAGGAGGAGGCUGAAAAUCCACACCCCUUCCGGUUUUUACACGGCAUCGUACUGGAACGCUAAAUCGCUUGGCGGUACGUCUUUGCCGGUAGGGUAGUAACAAGCCACCUGGCCUGGCCUGACUUGAACAAAUUAAGAAAAUCUCAAUCUGUCCAGACGGGGAUCGAACCCAGGACCUCCGUUUUGUUAAUCCACCGCUCAUAGCACUGCGCCACGGAGGCCGUCAAAACUUUAGAUGACUUUAAUCAAUUGAUGUAAUGUUUAUUUUAAUAGGUUGAUAAUAAAGAUCAAAAUAGUGAAUAGGCCUACAGGAGAGCUGUUUAGAAAGAUACAGGGCACAAAAUAAUAGCAAUCAGUACUAUUCUGUCACUUGUAAGCUGUCUAAGUGCAAGUGAGAAUUCAAAAGCACAAGUUGUGAUAUUUUGGUUAUAUGUAUAGUUUUCUUCGGCAUUCAUCACCAUCGAUAGAAAGACUAUAUUAUUAUUAUUAUAUUUGUAUCAUUAGUAAUAAUAUGACUAUUGCAUGUAUACCACUAAACAGUUGCCUAAGGUCUGCUAAGAAAUAUUUUAGUUCAUUGCUGCCCUUAUAAGUUGUAUUGUGCAAUCUUCAAUUUGCGCAAUUUUAUUCUUUAAAGUACGCCCCUAAUUGGAGGUACAGAUCUUAAUAAUGUUAUGUCUGCAUAGACCCUUAUUUAUAUCAUAAACAAUGUAGAAUAAUUUAUAACAAGCUACAAAAUCACGUCAAUUAAUUUAGGAUUAUUAUUAAUCAUGAUUGUGUUACCGUUUGAAAUGUAUAAAAUGUUGAAACAUUGAUAAAUUAAUUCUAAUAUUAAAUAAAAUUUUAUUUAUGAAAUAAUUUUAUUG
Molecule: messenger RNA, 3674 nt
Organism: Bicyclus anynana (squinting bush brown)
Lineage: Eukaryota; Metazoa; Arthropoda; Insecta; Lepidoptera; Nymphalidae
Product: cell adhesion molecule DSCAM-like
Exons: 7
Coding region: 217-1122 (301 amino acids)
Biological process (GO): synapse organization
Cellular component (GO): neuron projection membrane
Source: RefSeq, a predicted model, not a curated record